CAAGCAAAAUAUUUAAGAAAGAAACAAAAAUGUCUUAUACGCUUAUUCGCUAGUCGCUACAUCAUACAAAGUCAGAGAUAGCCUUCGCUGCUUCUCCUUUUCACUCUAUCUCUUUCAUUCUCCUCUCCAAAAUCAUUAGAUCUCUUUAACACGUCUCCAAGCACCCGUAUUUUAUCGGGGGAGAAAACUAUGUCUGACGCUUUGAUCAAUGGAGUGGCGGGAGCCGGUGGAGGGAUCAUAGCUCAACUCAUAACAUAUCCUCUUCAAACUGUAAAUACUCGUCAACAAACAGAACGUGAUCUCAAGAAAGAGAAACGGAAAAUCGGAGCCAUUGAACAAAUGUGCCAGGUUGUAAAACAAGAAGGAUGGGAAUGGUUAUACGGAGGCUUAACGCCUUCUUUAGUCGGUACAGCUGCAUCUCAGGGUGUUUAUUAUUAUUUUUAUCAAAUAUUCAGGAACAAAGCUGAAACUGCAGCACUUCAAAGCCAGAAAAGAGGGAUUGGUGAUGGAUCAGUUGGAAUGCUUUCUUCACUUGUUGUAGCAGCUUUAGCUGGGUGCGUAAAUGUGAUGUUGACGAAUCCUAUUUGGGUAGUUGUGACACGUAUGCAGACUCACACAAAAUUCGCUGAGAACGACCAUUCUAAUAGAUUGACAACAACAGCUCCAGAGGAAACAGUUCUUCCUGUCAUUGACCCUCUUUCUUAUGGAACGAGCCAUGUGAUUCAAGAAGUCUAUGAUGAAGCAGGACUUUUGGGCUUCUGGAAAGGUGUAUUCCCAACAUUGAUAAUGGUGAGCAAUCCGUCGAUACAAUUUAUGCUGUACGAAACGAUGUUGAAGAAGCUGAAGAAAAGGCGAUCUCUUAACAAGCAGGGCAACAAUGGAGUAACUGCUUUGGAGAUAUUUCUUCUCGGAGCUUUAGCAAAACUUGGAGCUACCAUCGUGACAUAUCCUAUUCUCGUCGUGAAGUCGAGACUUCAAGCAAAACAAGUUACAACCGGGGACAAAAGGCAUCAUUACAAAGGGACUCUGGAUGCUAUUAUAAAGAUGAUCCGGUACGAAGGCUUCGCCGGGUUUUACAGAGGUAUGAGCACGAAAAUCGUACAAAGCGUUCUUGCAGCCGCCGUGUUGUUCAUGGUUAAAGAAGAACUUGUCAAGGGUGUUCGACUGAUGCUUAUUAAAGAUGGCUUUCGUGUUACGAAAUCUAAGUCUCCUUAGUGAAUACUCUCGUGCUUCUUACCCCACUCCAGUUAUUUAAACAAUUUGUAGUUGGUUAAAAUAUAAAAGUUGAAUUAUAGCAUAUAAUUGAAAAUAUAUAAAAAUAUUAUUACUCAUUGAAAUAAACCUGUAACAUUUGAAUGGAAUUUGGAAAUAUCAACAAUAAAUUUGUUUAUGUUCA
Hibiscus syriacus is the source of this 1396-nucleotide messenger RNA. RefSeq names its product peroxisomal nicotinamide adenine dinucleotide carrier-like. NCBI's taxonomy places the organism in Eukaryota, Viridiplantae, Streptophyta, Magnoliopsida, Malvales, Malvaceae. The coding region runs from base 190 to 1215 and encodes 341 amino acids. The record is from RefSeq and is a predicted model, not a curated record. Gene Ontology annotation, biological process: nucleotide transport; transmembrane transport. The transcript is spliced from 11 exons.